AUCUGGCAACCCUUAGUUUGGGACACGACUUGGGUGAGCUGGUAGGAACAAGUUAGUAUCUAUCACUUAUUUAUUGGGGAUCAAGGGGCACGGGCAAUACCACAUUCUGCUCAGGGUCUGGAGAUCAACACCCAGGCUGGGGUUUCUGGGACUCAAGGACCCUGGAAGGGAAUGCCCCGCGUCUCCGCAGGCAGACCAUGAGCACACUCCUGGGGCUGCUGCUGGGCCUCGGCCUGGGCUGCACCGGAGCAGGCGGCUUCGUGGCCCACGUGGAAAGCUCCUGUCUGCUGGACGAUGAUGGGAAUCCACAGGAUUUCUCUUACUGUAUCUCCUUCAACAAGGAUUUGCUGACCUGCUGGGAUCCACAGGAGGGAGCAAUGGUCCCUCUUGAAUUCGGGAUGUUGAAUUCCUUGGCCACUCAACUCUCAGGUUUCCUCAACAACCAGGAAAUCCUGCGCCAGCGCUUGUCUGUGGGGCUCCAGGAGUGUGCCAAACACACACAGCCCUUUUGGGGAUCCCUGACCCAAAGGACGCGGCCGCCGUCUGUGCAGGUAGCCAAAGCCACACCUUUCAACACCCGGGAGCCCGUGAUGCUGGCCUGCUACGUGUGGGGCUUCUACCCGGCCCACGUGACUGUCACCUGGAUGAAGAACGGGCAGCUUGUCUCCCCUCACGGCAGCGCCCAUAAGAUUGUCCAGCCCAAUGGAGACUGGACCUACCAGACCGUCUCCCAUUUAGCCACAGCGCCCUCUUUCGGGGACACCUACACCUGUGUGGUGGAACACUUUGGGACUCCUGAGCUCACCCUUCAGGACUGGACACCUGGACUGUCCCCGGAGCAGACAGUGAAGGUUUCUCUGUCUGUGGUGGUCCUGGUCCUGGGCCUCAUCAUCUUCUCCCUGGGUUUGCUCAGCUGGCGGAGAGCUGGCCCCACUGGUGGCUAUACUGUCCUUGCUGGGUCCACUUAUCCAGAAGGUCGGCACAUUUCCUAAGAGGCGGGAUCCUGCAGCUUCCACUCACACUCUUCGUGAUGUCUGCACCCUCUCCUCAGACCUCUGAGUUCCCUGGAAUCCCAUGGAUUCUCUGUCCAAUUCUUAGAGUUUCCCAGUCUCCUCCCCAUGUAACCCUUAGCAACCUGGAGGAGCUCAUUUCUGGGAAUAUUCUGUAAAUAAGUGAUUGCCCAAGGCUGUGUUUCUGGGGUGAACAUAACCUGGGGAAGGAGCCCAAUGUUCCUCCUCGGGGCCCUGCUGAGACCCUCGGGCAGUGAGGCGCUGGUGACAUUGCUGAGGAAUAAAUGCCGUGGAAGCA
This is a messenger RNA of Pipistrellus kuhlii (Kuhl's pipistrelle), 1308 nucleotides long. Its product is annotated as HLA class II histocompatibility antigen, DM beta chain. Gene Ontology annotation, molecular function: MHC class II protein complex binding. The record is from RefSeq and is a predicted model, not a curated record. Lineage: Eukaryota; Metazoa; Chordata; Mammalia; Chiroptera; Vespertilionidae. Gene Ontology annotation, biological process: peptide antigen assembly with MHC class II protein complex; positive regulation of T cell activation; antigen processing and presentation of exogenous peptide antigen via MHC class II. Bases 198 to 992 code for a protein of 264 amino acids. The transcript is spliced from 6 exons. Gene Ontology annotation, cellular component: late endosome membrane; MHC class II protein complex; lysosomal membrane.